CAUAAAGUCUCUGUCUCUCUGUGGAGGCUCGGGGGGCUUUUCUUUCCUCUCUUGCCCCUUGAUCCUCCACCUCUGUCCGUCCCUGUUUGUCAGAAAACAUCCAUCCUCUUCAUCAGCUGCAGCUUCAUCCUUCAGCCUCUGUGCAGACAGACAGACAGACAGACAGACAGACAGACAGAGAGACAGACAGAGAGACAGACAGGCAGACAGACAGACAGACAGGAUGCGUGCUGCCUUCACGGACCUCCUCCUCCCGCACUGACUCACGGAGACGCGCCGUGAACGUUUCUUCCUGCUCGGCUCUGAUCCGGUGAGUCUCACCCAGACAAACACCUCACGGACGGGGCUCGUUGUCACCGACACGUCGGCGGGUUCGGGCUCCGGUGUGCGGCUCUGUCGGCUGUGGACCAGCCGCUGUCGGUUCCGAUGGUUCCGUUGUGAUCGGGUCCGCAUCAGUCCGUCAUCGCCGUGAUCAGAGCAGACAUGUUGUUCAGGCCGAGGGCAGGUUUGUUUGUGAUGGAGGAGAAGAUGAAGAUGAAGAUGAGGAGCCGGGAUGAAGAGCAGCAGCUCCUGUCUGCUGCAGCAGUAUAACGAUGGUGUAUGCCCAGUCAUCAAACACAGUUGGUGUCAAUCCCUCCCUUUACUCUCCAGCUUUCACGUAUCAGAUGUCAUUUAACUUCUCUGAGAGGGAAAACUCGACUGUCCUGGCAACCUCACCCACAACUCGUCCGUGCAGCCUCGAGGGCUCGCCCUCCGGCCAGCUCAACAGGACCUCCGUCUCCUAUGAGCUGACCUCAGGUGAGGUUGCCGUCCUGGGCUUGGUGUUCGGGGUUCUCUGGCUGGUCUCCAUCCUGGGAAAUGCCCUCGUCUGCCUGGUCAUCCACCGGAGCCGACGGACUCAGUCCACCACAAACUACUUUGUGGUGUCUAUGGCCUGUGCAGACCUGCUCAUGAGCCUGGGUUGUGCCCCCUUCAUCCUUCUGCAGGUCGCCUCAGGACGAUGGCCACUAAGCGCCGCUGCCUGCAAGGCUGUCCGCUACCUGCAGCACCUCUGCCCAGGUGUGCAGGUCUAUGUCCUGCUUUCUAUCUCUGUAGACCGGUUCUACACAAUCGUCUACCCGCUCAGCUUCAAGGUGUCCAGGGAGAAAGCAAAGAAGAUGAUCUUGGCCUCGUGGCUGUUUGAUGCAGCCUUCGUGUCACCCUGCCUCUUCUUCUAUGGCUCCACAUCUGCAGGCAGCAAUCAUUGUGACUUUUUCCUUCCAGACAGCUGGGGCAGUAUAGCCUAUGCUGCGGUCCACCUCCUGGUUGGGUUUUUGGUCCCGGUGGUGCUGAUCAUGUCAUUCUACCAGCGUGUGGUCCGCUACAUCUGGAGGAUCAGCGCUGAUGGUCACACGGUACGGCGGACAAUGAACAUUGUCCCACGGACUAAAGUCAAGACCAUCAAGAUGUUCCUCAUGCUCAAUUCAGUUUUCUUCUUUACCUGGACACCCUUCUUCAUCGCCCAGCUGUGGCACCCGAAGGAGUCUGAUGGACCCAGUCGGCAGGGGCUGCUGUUCUUCACGGCCAUCGCCUGGAUCUCCUUCAGCUCCACGGCGUCCAAGCCGACCCUGUACUCCGUCUACAAUGCGAACUUCAGAAGGGGCAUGAGGGAGACCUUCUGUAUGUCGUCCAUGAAAUGCUACCGCAGUAAUGCGUACACCAUCACGGCGAGCUCUCGGAUGGCCAAAAAGAACUACGUCGGGGUGGUGGACAUCCCAGUGCAAGCAAAGACGGUCACCAAGGACUGCGUCUACGAUACAUUCGACCGAGAGGCAAAGGAAAAGAAGGUCGCCUGGCCCACUAACGCCAACCCUCCGAAUACUUUUGUCUGAGCGGUUUUUAAAACUGUGGACAAAAAAUGAACUCGUCUGAAACUUUAAUCUUCAACAGCACAACGUCAACGUUAGCAGCUCACAGAUGUUUGUACAAAGGGCUUCUGAUGGAACAUCUCCUGGCAGCCAUAUCGGACAGCUCGCUGUUUUUAUACUUAAGAUUUGAACCAUAACUUCUUUCUGUGCCGUGUUCUGACCGGUUGUUUUCUCAUUGAUGCAUCAGAUCUUGUGUUUUGAUAUGUCAGCUCGUUAGCUCGCUCGUUAGUCUGUGGCCCUCUAUCAGUGACCUGUUGUUAUUCGCUGCAGUAAUGUGUGUGGUAGAAGCUAACGCUAGUCGUGGCUACAAGCUUAAUGUUAACAUCAUCUUUGCUUUCUUGGAUAGCUGUCCAUAAAUCUACAGUUUGUUCAGGUGAAACUUUGAGUUAUUUCAUUAAAAGAUACAAGAAG
Molecule: messenger RNA, 2318 nt
Organism: Larimichthys crocea (large yellow croaker)
Lineage: Eukaryota; Metazoa; Chordata; Actinopteri; Sciaenidae
Gene: gpr19
Product: G protein-coupled receptor 19
Exons: 2
Coding region: 594-1871 (425 amino acids)
Biological process (GO): G protein-coupled receptor signaling pathway
Cellular component (GO): plasma membrane
Molecular function (GO): neuropeptide receptor activity
Source: RefSeq, a predicted model, not a curated record